This is a messenger RNA of Cyphomyrmex costatus, 1498 nucleotides long. RefSeq lists its product as uncharacterized. The transcript is spliced from 6 exons. The record is from RefSeq and is a predicted model, not a curated record. The coding region runs from base 1 to 1380 and encodes 459 amino acids. Lineage: Eukaryota; Metazoa; Arthropoda; Insecta; Hymenoptera; Formicidae.
AUGGAGCCACAAAAGAAUCACAAUAUUGCUUUAAGUGAAAGUACAAUAUUAAGAGCAUGUGCCUCGACGAGUAAUGAAGCGGAGAGAUUACGAAACCUCCAGGAAGAUAAACAUUCUAAAUUAACAAUUGGAGCAUUUUUCGAUUUUAUGAGAACUGCAUAUCAAGUUAAUGAUAGUUGUGAAGGUCUGGCUACGAUAUUGAGUGCUAACAGUGAAAUCGACUGGCAUGAAUUAGCAAAAAUUAAUUUAGACCUUGAAACGCGUGAGGGUAGUAGAGCAAAUAAUAUCAGCUGUCAUACUAGUACUGACAAACAGCAAAAUGAGAAUGAUGAUCCUAUAAAGGUGUUACUGACACAAAUGAGUAAUAAAGAAUCAAAUUCUUGUACAUCAGAAAGCACGAUAAGUUCACAAUCUUCUGUGACGUCUUGUAAUAGCAUUAUUUCUAACACAUGUAAUAAUGGUCCUGUGAAAGAAUCUACUAGCGUGGACAAUUCUUCUAAUAAAUGUUUAGAAACAGAAGAUAAUAUUAAAGAAAAUCAGUUAUCAGGCAGUCGAGUCCAGAAUGAAAAGGGGAAAGUAUUACAGACUAAAGAACAUUUGGAAGAGAAUGAAUGUGGUUUGGCGAAAGUCAUGAAGGAAAAUUUAAGAGAUAUUUUGCAUGAAGGAUUACUGGACUCCGUUUUGCCAUAUAUGCUGCCAAAAUCUGCCCUAUCGCAACCUGUUAUUAAGAAGUCCACUGCUGUUGCGGAUGUUAAGAAAAGUUCUUCUUUGAAUAAUGUAAUUGAAAGCAAAGCCUCAGUUCAUAAAGAAAGAGACAAGGAGAAAAAUAAAACAAACAAGAAAUCAUUGGAGAAUGAAGUGGAAAUUCAUGUUUGCGAUGAAGAUAAAAAUAUCAGAAAAAACUUUCGAUGCCCACAAAAGCUUCUUAUACAAAAAAUGUGUUAUUUCGCUGAUGUAACAGCAGGACAGAAACUCGAUGAGAUAGACAUAUCGGUGCACUGUGAUGUGGUUAUUUUUGAUUGGCUGAUGAGAUGGGUAAAGAAGGAUAUCAUAAAAAAGUCAGAAUGGCCAGUUUUAGAGGCAAAUAACGUUAUUCCAAUUAUGGUGUCCGCUUGCUUUUUACAAAUGGAACCGCUUUUGGAAAAUUGUCUGCAGUAUUGUCACGACAAUAUGUCAGAUAUCUUAAAAACAUCAACAAUUUUAACAUGUCUAGAUGAUAAUCUUCUUACAAGAUUGGCCGAAUUAUUUACCAAUGAAGAUGUUGAAAUGUUAAAAGAUAAAAAAGAUAAAAUUCAGAGUCGUUUGUUCUAUGUGGAAAAUGCGGCAAGAAUGUUAUACAAUCAAUUUCCGAUUUUGUGCCUUGCGUUCCAAGUGCAAUGAAAAUUGGUAAUAAGGGAACUAUUCACAGUAAACAUGUCAGAGAUUUGACUUGGACACUGAAUGACUAUGUCAUUGCUUUGCGAUCCGAGUUGCGCUCCUGGCGCAAAGUGUAUUGGAG